Cryptomeria japonica (Japanese cedar) is the source of this 1239-nucleotide messenger RNA. RefSeq names its product cytochrome P450 76T24-like. NCBI's taxonomy places the organism in Eukaryota, Viridiplantae, Streptophyta, Pinopsida, Cupressales, Cupressaceae. The coding region runs from base 1 to 1239 and encodes 412 amino acids. The record is from RefSeq and is a predicted model, not a curated record. The transcript has 4 exons. Gene Ontology annotation, molecular function: oxidoreductase activity, acting on paired donors, with incorporation or reduction of molecular oxygen; heme binding; iron ion binding.
AUGGCGAAGGAGGUUCUGAAAACUCACGACCAAGUCUUUGCAGGGUGGCCAAUCAUGGCGUUCGCCAGGGCACACGAUCAGGACAAGUCCAUCAUGUCGCUUAUGGAAUAUGGUACUCGCUGGCGCAGGCUUAGGCGCAUCGCCACCACAGAGCUCUUCAGUUCCAAACUUCCAAGAGACUUCAAUCUCUGCAACACCUCAGGAGAGACGAGUGAGAGGGUCUUUGAUCCACGCAAUCCGGCUUCUGUGGAGUUCAAGGAUACGAUAUGGACACUGUUGAAGCUCGGUGGUGCAUCCAAUUUGGCCAACUUUUUCCCCUUUCUUGCAUUCCUCGAUCCUCAGCGUAUUUUGAGUCGAACUGUUACUCUGUUGCAGAAGAUGUAUGACUUUUUUUAUGUCUUCAUUAAGGAUCGUCUCGCCUCACGAAGGAAGUCAGGCCUGGAACAGAGUGAUUGUGGAAAGGAUUUUCUGGACGUUCUGCUUGACAACAGAAGCGAGGAUUUCACUCUCAAGGAUAUUAGACUUUUCAUAACAGUAAGUCUAGAAAAGAUAUACAAGUAUUCAGUUGUAGGAUCUGCUUAUCCUUCUUUCUUAGCUUAUGUUGUUUCUGAUAAAAAUGAAAUCUUCACAGUCCGUGAUAUGAUUGAGAUGUUUCUGAAAAAACUUGAACUGUUUAUGGCCGGUAGUGACACCAUAGCUACCACAAUAGAAUGGGCAAUGGCAGAACUCCUUCACAGUCCCCAAACAAUGAAGCGAGUCCAGGCAGAAUUAAAAGAGAUCAUUGGUCUCAACCGACAUGUCGAAGAAUCUGACAUAGACCAACUUCCUUAUUUUCAUGCAGUAGUGAAAGAAGUGUUGAGAAUGCAUCCAGCAGCGCCUCUCCUGAUCUGCCACAGAGCUGAAAGCAGGUGUAAAGUUGCAGGAUUUGUGAUACCCAAACACACGCAGGUGAUCAUGAACGUGUGGAGAAUUGGAAGAGACCCUGCAGUAUGGAAAGAGCCCUCCAUAUUUAGUCCAGAAAGACUUUUGGAGGGCAGAAGAAUAUGUGUGGGGCUUCCAUUAGCAAGUCAAAUGGUUCACUUGGUUUUGGCUUCUCUACUUCAUUCAUUCGAGUGGGCACUUCCUCAUGGAAUGUCUGUAGAGCAGCUGGACAUGACCGAUGAGUUUGGAUUGACAUUGAAGAACGCCGUACACUUGGAAGCAAUCUUCACAUUGCGCUUACCACAUGAAAUAUAUUAA